AUGGGACUUGCAGAGCUCUGGUUGGCAGGAGACUAUCAUGUUAGCCAAAAUGGUUACUGGGACCAGAAUGGCCAGUGGAUUGCUGAGGCUGAGAGAGAAGCGCAGGCAAGAGGGCUGCUGAAGGGACCGCAGAUGCCGGAGAUGGCUUUGGAGGAUCCCGCCUCGGUGGUGGAGAUUGCCAGCAAGAAGGCCGGGAAGGCCAUCCAGCGUGCAGAAAGCAAUGCGGCGGAUGCCCAGGCCACACAAUCUGUGGAGACCUCCUGCGCUCGGCCUGUCGCGUUCGUCCCCUGUACCACUGAGGUCUUGCACAUGAGACUGCGCAGCCAAAAAGCCGCUGAUUUGGUCGGGAAUGUGAAGCAUGCAUUGACCGACUUGAUGAGAAGACGGAACACGUUGAAGCUCAAGAGAGAGCUCUCCAAGAUGGACCACUACUGGCAAGUGCUGAAGGAGUGCGACUCGGAGAAAACUCCUGAUUGUCACCAGAUGGUUCGAAAGGCUCUGCAAGGAAUUGCGCAUGAUGCAACAGAGGCUGCCAAGGCUGCUGAGGACUUGACAGCCCUUGGUCAUGUGGUGAAGCGCCGAACUUAUCCCAUUCUGGACCUGCUUCGCAUGGGAAUUGGCCCUGCACCAGACCAGCUAGAUGCCUUGGAUGCUCCGAAUCCACCCGAUUUCGUGCCAGCCCCAGGCCCAGUUCCUGGCACUGCCGGUGGUUGUGAUUGUGCUCCACACUCCCACUGUGCAGGCCGAGGAAGAGAGUUCCCCUGGUGCAAAGUCAACCGGACAGAGCCCUGUGCCUUGCUGUCUCAGCCAUCCUUUGUGGAUGCCUCGGGAGCCGAUCACCGUGUGGCCGGAUCUGGGCAGCCUCCCGCGGUGUGGGACUAUUGUGCUCCGGUCUCCGAGAACUCGGAGACGGUGCAUGCGGGGGGGCCAUUGCGAGAGGAUCGCAUGACCUUGGAGGCCAUGACGGCUCCCAAAGAGGGCCAUGGCCUUUGCGUUCGAACGCCUUCCAGUGGUGCUCACUUCGUGUGCCCAACAGCACAAGACGAUUUGGACGAAGCCAAUCCGGAGGGGACGGAAUGGGCGCGAACUCGGACCUGGGACUUUUGUGUUCCGGCAGCUCCAGCUGACAAGAUACAAGCUUUGCAAGAACUCCAGCAUGAAGAGGAGGCAGAGCUGGUGAAGCAAUCUGCAAUUCCGAGGAGGAACAUGACAGAUUUCUCUACUUUGAUCUAG
Molecule: messenger RNA, 1233 nt
Organism: Durusdinium trenchii
Lineage: Eukaryota; Dinophyceae; Suessiales; Symbiodiniaceae
Source: the annotation of a GenBank genome assembly